AUGGGUUGUGGUGCUAGUACGAUGUCUUCCGAAGAGGAAGGGGAUCUGUUUCUACAAAACAAGCGAGCGAACGACGUUAUCGAGCGAUCUCUACAACAGCAGAAACAUAAGGAAAACAAAGAAAUCAAGUUGUUGCUGCUGGGAACUGGGGAAUCCGGUAAAUCUACAGUCUUGAAACAACUAAAACUUUUGCAUCAAGGUGGGUUCAGUAACCAGGAGCGGUUGCAAUACACGCAGGUUAUCUGGGCCGAUGCCAUCCAAUCUAUGAAGAUACUAAUUAUACAGGCCCGAAAACUGAGGAUACCUCUAGACUGUGACAACCCCCAGGCAAAUCGGCAUCUGUUCGAACAAAAGCGGCUCAUUCUGAGAGCGAAGCCACUGGAGCUCGUUGAUGCUAGUCUGGCUGGUGGAUCUGGGUUUUUGAAUGACUACGUCCUGAAAUAUUCGGAAACGAGCGAAAACAAGCGUCGCACUCAAAGUACGGGCGAAGCGCAGGCCUUCAGGAACAGCAUGCUGAUGGAUGACACGCUUCACAAGAACUCAAGUCACGCUGGAGGGCCUGGCGAUGGUGUCGAUUUUCAAGAACUCUCCGAAGGACUGAAUGAGGACCAGAUAAACCCUGCCUUGUCACGGCAACAGUCGAAUGCUCGUCCCGUAACCAGCCAGGAAAUUGCCACUGCGAUUGAGAAAUUAUGGCACUACGAUCGCGGAAUCCGCCAGUGCUUUGCACGAUCCAAUGAGUUCCACUUGGAAAGCUCGGCAGAGUACUACUUCGAAAACAUCCACAAAUUCGCGGCCCCUGGCUAUGUUUGUUCCGACGAGGAUAUCUUAAAGGGCCGUAUCAAGACCACGGGCAUUACGGAAACCGCUUUCAACAUUGGGUCGUCGAGCUUUAAGGUGCUAGACGCCGGGGGCCAACGGUCCGAACGCCGCAAGUGGAUUCAUUGUUUCCAGGGAAUCACAGCGGUGCUUUUCGUUCUAGCCGUGAGCGAAUACGACCAAAUGUUGUUCGAAGACGAACGUGUAAACAGAAUGCACGAGGCCAUCAUGCUUUUCGACACGCUAUUGAACUCGCGCUGGUUCAUCAACACACCAUUCAUACUAUUUUUGAACAAGACAGAUAUCUUCAAGGACAAACUGACCCGGUCACCGAUCAGACAAUAUUUCCCGCACUAUCAGGGCCGUGUCAAUGAUGUGGAAGCCGGGCUGAAGCACUUUGAAGACAUUUUUUUGGGUUUGAACAAGUCUCAAAGGCCCAUAUACGUACAUCGCACCUGUGCAACAGACACUCAGAGCAUGCGAUUUGUGCUCACCGCAGUAGCAGACCUAAUAAUUCACCAAAACUUAAAGAAGAGUGGAAUAUUGUGA
Messenger RNA from Lachancea dasiensis, 1368 nucleotides. The record is from the annotation of a GenBank genome assembly. Lineage: Eukaryota; Fungi; Ascomycota; Saccharomycetes; Saccharomycetales; Saccharomycetaceae.